Molecule: messenger RNA, 6186 nt
Organism: Diabrotica virgifera virgifera (western corn rootworm)
Lineage: Eukaryota; Metazoa; Arthropoda; Insecta; Coleoptera; Chrysomelidae
Product: cytochrome P450 9e2-like
Exons: 7
Coding region: 417-1955 (512 amino acids)
Molecular function (GO): oxidoreductase activity, acting on paired donors, with incorporation or reduction of molecular oxygen; heme binding; iron ion binding
Source: RefSeq, a predicted model, not a curated record
CCUAGUCUAUUAAACGUGUACCUCUAGACGAAAAACAUUGUUAAUCACCGGUCUAUCUACUAAAAAAGUAGACACUUCUGUUUUAGUUGUAGUUAAAAGUCAAUUAAUAAAUUAUCGACGAUAUAAAGUCGACUUUUCCCCGCUUAUAAUGUCGCGAUUGUUUGUUUUUAAGUAAUAAAAAUAAAACACUACGUAAUAGUAUCGUUCUUACUAUCGUAUCUUCUUUUCCUCUCGACUCCCACUGCAUUUGCUGGCACAUUUUUCGCCCCAUCUCGCCUCCCAGCCGGUUUUCGCCAAUGCCAAUAUAUUUGGAACUGGAGUUUAUUUAAAGGCCCAUCAAAAUUGCGGAUGUGAAGAUUCGGUGAAAGUUGCAGUAACGAGUACAAAUAGGGGCCAGCUUUUCGAAAAUACAAGCCAUGUUGAUUCCUGUUCUACUGAUAAUUUGCAUUUCCCUGCUCUAUUAUUACGUAACCUGGCUCCAAAACUACUGGACUAGAAGAAAAGUACCUCAAGGUGAUACAGUGUGGCUAUUCGGAGACUUAUUCUGGUUUAUUCUUCGCCGUGAAAGUACAGCUGCAUGGGUGAAAAGAGUUUAUGAUAUCUUCCCUAACACACGGUAUUCAGGAUCCUACCAGUUUACAACUCCUACACUAAUAAUAAAAGAUGUUGAUUUGAUUAAGAAAAUUGCUAUAAAGGAUUUUGAUACUUUUCCAGAUCACAGGACCUAUGUUCCGGAGACUAGUGACCCGUUGUGGGCCAAAAAUCUAUUUGCAGUAAAAGUUCCAAAAUGGCGUCAGAUGCGACCAGUCCUCUCUCCGGCUUUUACCAGCAGCAAAAUGAAACUGAUGUUCAACCUAAUGAUCGACUGUGUUGACCAUUUUGUUGGACAUUUCAAAAAUGGCAACAACGAAGUAGUUGAAGUAGAAUGUACCGAUGUUUUCAGCCGUUUUGCGACUGAUGUGAUUGGCAGUUGUGCGUUCGGGUUCGAGGUCAAUUCUGUAAAAGAAGCAAACAACGAGUUUUACCAAAAAGGUUUGGAACUUACGGAUUUUACUAAUUUUUGGAAAAAUUUUGCUUUAUUUGGGUAUAUGAUUAUACCAGGAUUGUAUAAGCUUCUCAACUUAAAAAUAGUAUCAGACGAAGAAAGCAAAUACUAUCAUUCCAUUAUAGAAAAAACCAUAAAAUUGAGAAAAGAAAAAGGUAUAAUAAGGCACGACAUGAUUCAUCUCUUAAUGGAAGCAAGAGAUGAAGCAAAUAAAUUACAGACUAAUGGAGAUCAUAAUGAUUGGAAUAUCUCCGACGAGGACAUAAUAGCUCAAGCAAUAGUUUUCUACUUCGCUGGGUUUGACACUAUCACACUAUUGUUGACAUAUUUAUUCUACGAACUGGCAUUGAACCCAGAUAUACAAAACAAACUGAGAAAUGAAGUAGAACAAACGCUGAAAGAAUGUGAUGGGAAAGUUACAUACGAAGCUUUGUUCAAAAUGAAAUAUAUGGAUAUGGCUGUAUCAGAAACCUUAAGGAAAUAUCCCAUCAACGUCAUUGUAGAUCGAGUCUGCACAAAGCCCUACAUCAUCGAACCCACUGCUGCUCACGAGAGUCCGAUAUCUCUAGAAGUCGGCACAGUGGUCUGGAUCCCCAUCUACCCCAUCCAUCACGAUCCUAAGUACUAUCCAGAACCAGAAAAAUUCGACCCAGAGAGGUUUAACGAAGAUAACAAAUCAACCAUUGUCCCAGGUAGUUAUAUACCGUUCGGUAUCGGACCAAGGAACUGCAUAGGGUCCAGAUUUGCGCUUAUGGAGACCAAGAUAUUGUGCUUUUAUAUCUUGCACCAUUUUGAAAUUGUUCCAACAAAAAAGACCAUGAUCCCGGUAAGCUUAUCGCCAAAGACGUUUAACAUGAAACCUGAUAAAAGUAUCUGGUUGGGAUUGAAGAGAAGGAACGAAUCACAAUGAUCUCUUACAUAUUUAUAGGCUAAGAUUUUUGAUAUACAUAUACAAUUUGUACAAAGUUUAUUUAAUGGAAACACAUCUACAUAAAUAUUAAGACUCUGAAAAUAGCUGAAGAUUGAAGACACAUAAUAUAUUUUUGUGGCAAAAGUAUCAGUUGUUUUAAAAAUAAUUUCAAUAUGUAUUGACAAGGUGGAAUCACUUCGUAGAAGAGAUCGAUAGGAUGAAAUGGGCACCAGAAAAUCAAAACAGAACAAGAGAAGAAAUUAAUAUACAGUGAUGAGCGCGCUAAUAACCGGCAGAAUAACGCAAAAGACGGAAAACUUAAUACAUUGCGAAGUAAAGAGGGAGGAAACUAGUAGAGGUGGAAAUUAUCGGUAUAAACGUAUAAAUUAACAUUACAUUACAUAGUUUCCCACCUUUAGACGUCUGUGACAGGAGUAUUUUUUAAAAUGCUCUGUAUAUGUCUGUAUAUGUCUGUCUGUACAUGUCUGAAGUUUCAUCGGUUCAAAGUGCUUAUUUUUGAAGGGGCUGUAGUUGAAAAGACUUGAACUAGUCAAUAAUCACGAGUGUAUGCAAAUUUAGAACAGCCAUAUCUUAACCAAUUUUAGUUUACAAAAAAAAACAAAAAAUUCAAAUUAUUCAGAAAAGCAAAAACUACAUUUUUUACUCUUUGUAAUUUUUGGUCACACUAAUAAAUUUUAAGUUAUUUCGAAAAAAAAACCUUUUUUCCAAAAUUAAAAAUUAAAACAGAUUUACUUUAAAGCCAACUUAUUAAAAUAAGCCCUUUGAACCGAUGCCGAUGAUACUUAUAGAUCAUAUAAAUAAUACAUGGGCAAAGGAACUUGUAAAGCGGUAACGAUUUAUUUGAUUUAAUAUGGUAAUUAGGGGUGAUUUCCCUGAAUUUUUUUUUUGACAAAAAAAAGAGAUCAACGUUAUUUUGAGCGUAACUUGCUUAUUUUCGAUACUAGAAACUUUUUUAAAAAACAAAAAAUAAUAUUUUGUUAAACAUUUUUUAUUGGGCUAUAUUUUUUCUAAGAAUGAUUUUCAAUGAAGUACUUACUUUUUGAGUUAUUUGCCAAAAACCGCCUAAAAACGUGUUUUUUUUUUUUUUGUUGAAAAAUGAACGUAUUUAUUCGCAAAUAAGUCGAAAAUUAUUAACUUAAGGACAAAAUGCUAUAGAGUAAAAGUUGCUUAGAAUUUGUCGUUUUAUCCAUUUCCGGGCUUAUUUUGAACGUAUAUGUUUUCACACAUUAUAAGGGGUGAAACUCACCCCCAGGGCAAAAGCACACAGAGGCCCAAUAUCAUUUUUAUUCUUUGACAUGUUAUCUAUGUGUUUGCUAAAUUUUAUGUCAAUCCAAGCGGUGCUUUAAAAUUUGGAACAAAAACCGUGAUUCAAUGUACUAUAAGUUGCUCACCGUUGCUAACGGCAACCGACACAACAAAUCACAUUCGUAGAGAAAAAUAAACCUCCACUACACUUUAAACAUCAUUUUUAAUAAUAAAAUGUAAUUUUCGAUUAAAAUAAUUUUUAUUUUAAAAUAAAAAAAUAUGAAAAAAAAAAUAUUUUUAAGAAACGCUUUUCUUUAGUUACGAGUGACUAAAAUUAAAAAUAUUAUAAAAAAAAUCAACUAAAAAGCAUAAAAUAAAAAAAAUUGAAAAAAUCUAACACAUUCGUCAAAGAAAAGCGUGGCGCGUCUUCAUCAAAUAAACGGUUUUCGCCCUACGCUUUUCUUUAACGAUUGUGUUAGAUUUUUUCAUUUUUUUUUAUUUUUUGCUUUUUAGUUGAUUUUUUUUAUAAUAUUUUUAAUUUUAGUGACUCGUAACUAAAAAAAAAGCGUUUCUUAAAAAUUUUUUUUUCAUAUUUUUUUAUUUUUUACUUUUUAGUCUUACACUUUUCAAACAUUAAAAUAUUUCGUCAUGUUUCUUAAAAUAUGUAUAAAACAUAUGAUGUACCAACAUGAAAAGUAGUCGGAAUCGGCAAAAAAUUUGAAACUUUAUUGUUUAUUUAUGAAUCAUAACGUAAACAAUUAACGUAAAAAGUGAAAUUAUGUAUAGUUCAUAUCAUUAGCUACAAUCCGCAAAAGUUUCAAGUUUUUACAUUGUAAAAAACAAGAGAAUUUAAGCAUUUUCCAUUAAAAUCUUUUUUUUUAUUUAAACAAUUAAUAAACAUAAAAAAAAAUUUUUAUUGAUUAUUCGUGUAUUGUUCCCGCGAAUGUAUAUGUUUGCAAAUUGUCAUUCAUUUGCAUUGGAGAAAAGGCACUCAAAUUAACGUCUAAAAAUUUGACGCAAACUAUUGAACUAAAUAAAAGCGUUUAAUAAUAAAGUCACUACGAUUUAAGAAAACACAAACAAUUACAUCGGCUUCAGUUGGUCGUAAAAAUUUUUUAUUUUGUUUUUAUUUUUUAUUUUGUCUUCCGCAAGAAUAAUCUGCAAGUUAGAAACUCAUAGGAUGUCCAGGGCCGGCUUCAGUACUAAAUGUUUAUAACGAAAUUUGUCCCCUUAAUUUCAAACCCGAAAUAAGAGGUUGAAAAAUGUUUUACGCAUUUAUUUACAUCAGAGUAUGAAAACAUAUGUCUUUAGAAGGAGAGUGGAUCUUGGAUUAACACUCUACGAUUUUUUUUUUCAAAAAGUAAUAGCAUUUAUACAAUGGUAAUAGCCUUCGAUAUUUGACCCCUUUUGAUAAACAAGUUAUAAUAGGUUUGUUCUAGCAUCAGUUUUAAACGGUUUGAAACCAUCAGCGAAUAGUCGACCAGCGCGAGUAGAGGGGAUAGCACUGGUGACUGUAUUAUGUUCUCUCACUGACCAACUGUUUGCUGACGGUUUCUGACUGGUUUGACUGUUUGCUAGAACAAACCAAUUAUCUAAGCAACAAGUCCACCAAUCGGGCUCUACAUUUUUUUUUAUGUUUGGUAUUAAAAUUUCUUCAUUUUAAAGCCUCAAAAAAAUAAAUAAGAGGUAUUUUUACAAUAAAUAAUGCAAUUGCAAAAAACGGCCAUUUUGGACCUUUUGCAGGCUGUUUUUCAAUAACGUAUUAAUGAAAUUAAACUUGCCAUAGCUCACAUUGUAGGUUUUUAAAUCUACUACAAUUUUCUAUUUAAACGCUUUUCUCUAAAAUGAAUAUCCUAAGCUGCAAAAUUAAAAAUUUUUAAAAUUGCAAAUUUAAGAAAUGAAAAACGUCAUAAAGAAAAAACCUCCUAAAAUUUUUGGUUACAUUUUAGUAGAAGUUAUUCCUGGCAUGAUCCUUUACAACACCUGAUAGGUUUCAAAAAUUCCUGAAUUAUAUCCUGAAAUCGACCUAUUUUUCACCCACAGCUUGGACUAAGAGUACUACAGCUAAUCAUCCAAGAGAAAAUAGACAGCAGAAUGGGCCCACACACUGGUGGCUCCAAAACUUGCGACAAUGGUUUGGAUUGUCAUCUGCCGACCUAUUCAUAUCUGCUAUAAACAAAGUCAGAAUAGCCAUGUUAUUUUCCAACGUUGGGAAUUGACAAGGCACAUGAAGAAGAGGAAAGUUCAAAUAUAAAUGUCAAUCAAAUAUAAUUAAGUGAAAUAUAAAGAGGUAGUAAAAGGAUAGAAGAUGUGGUUCAAACCCGAGGAAAGAAAUAAAAAGCUUUAGAAAUAAAAGUAGUUCAGAGAGUGAACAUAACAACAAAUGCUUAAGUUGUGGGGGGAGAAAAAUUACAUUGUAUACACAUAGAUAUGCAAUAGAUAUAGAGACAGGAGAGAAUAAAUAGUUACAAUGAUAAAAACUACAUAAAAGUAUACUGUGGGGACAAAAAUAUGGAGAGAAAGUAGUACAAAAGCAGCUCAAAAAAAGAAAUAGACACAGAGACACAUAUAAUGUAGAUAAUGAGAUGGGAGUAGCAAAAAGGAAUAUAUUAAUAAACAAGUGACUUUCAAGUGACAUAAACAAGUGACUUGAAUUCAUGUCAGAGUAUUGAUAUAAUGGAGUUAAUGGUAGGGAAGCUGUAGGUUAAAAGCUCACAAUUUUUGUUAAUUAUUCAAUCUGCUAGAUUUUCUUCAUCAGUGUACCUCUCGAUAUCAUAUCAAGGGCUCUAGUUGAAAUACAAGAAUGAUACUCUGAAGCUCUGAAGAAAUAUAAAGUGAAAAAGACUGUGAUCAAACGUGUUUCUUCUAAGUAAACUUCAUAGUAAUUAUUUUUAUAAUGAAACGAAAUUUAUUUUGUAUAAUUUUAUGGUAUAAUAUUUAAGAUUAAUUAAAGUAUAUUGUAGUA